This is a messenger RNA of Parnassius apollo (apollo), 414 nucleotides long. The record is from the annotation of a GenBank genome assembly. Lineage: Eukaryota; Metazoa; Arthropoda; Insecta; Lepidoptera; Papilionidae.
AUGUAUUUAUUUACUUUUACGGGUAUUCAUUCAAUAGAACUUUUAGAAACAUUGGUGACUUGUGUUAGUGAAUUGGCCUUAGAUGCUCCAACAAAUAAGAAAAUGUUAUCUCGUCUGCUUCAGCUUGUCAGGCCUCCUUUCUUGAGUCAGAAAAAGCAGAUGACCAAAGAAGAUGCAAUCCGCACUGCAGAGAUUGCACGGGCAAGAGUGCAUGUUGAGAGAGUGAUACAGAGAUUACGACAAUAUAAACAUCUAUUUGGACCAUUACCAUGGUCACUGGCGCCUUAUUUUGAUGAUAUAUUAAUUAUUGUUGGUGGUCUUACAAAUUUGGGUCCACCAAUUAUUCACAUUAAUAAAUUUAUGUAUUUUUUGAAAAUUAUACCUAAAAGCGAAACAAGGGAAGCUUAUGAAUAG